AUGAGCCCGCCUUACCCUACUUCUCCCACCAACAUGGCCAUUCCCGAUUCUACCUCCGCCGCUACACCGAACAGGCCGUAUCCGCACAUUGAGGACUUGAAGGAGAGGGCCAAGAUCAGCUCUGUCGACAAGAACCAAUCCCUCAAUCACUUACUCGCUGAAGCUUCGACCGCCGUCAAGCAAGCCGAAAGUCUUGUCGAGUACCGCCGGCCCGAUCUUGCCUAUGUCGAAUAUCUGAGAGCUUUUGAGAUUGCUGUCGCCAUCAUCCCCCAACAUGAGCAAUACCCUACCCUGAGCAGCCGCCGAGGCUCACAAUUCAACCAGCAUCAGUCCAUCCUUCGCAAGAUCAGCCAACUUGCAGAUCGCUUCGACAAAAUCAAGGAAAUUAUCAUUAACGACAACAGGCGGAAUCAUACUCAGAGGGCUUCCGACUCAUCUUCGCGCCGCUCUUCGAUCCAGUCCUCUCCUCCUGCCGCCACCAAUGGCAAUGCCGCCCUCGCCGAUCGCUUCGCCAAAUUGCGCAUGCAACCCGCUCCAUCAGUAGACACAUCUCUCGCGAGCAGGCGACUCGACUCUCGUUCCUCUCUCGCAUCCAGCAAUGGCUCCAUUACCUCCCCUACCUCCUACAGCAACCGCUCCUCUAUCGACUUCUCCAACUCUUCGCUCGCAAAUGGCUCCUCAGUCAGACCUGUCGGCCCGAGGCAGAUGCCUAAUGGUGUCCCAGGUCACCCGUUUGCAAAUCGCAUGACUCUCGACACAUCUGUCAAAGACGCCUUACCUAUGGCUCCUGCUCCUGCCUAUAGUCCAGCCCGCAACAUGCACACUCCCAGUAACAUUGUUCCUCCAAGGACUACUGCCCGUAGUAUGGUCGGAACAGGUGGAAGGAACAAUUCUGUCGCUUCAUCUGCCUCUACUUACGCUCCAGGAAAUGAAGGAGAGGAGUCGGCUGGCUACUUUCCUCGUAUGUUACAGGAUCGGCCACCAUCAGGCCCACCUCGACGAAAGUCAAUACACCGUCCGACAGAAUUGCGCAUCGGCUCUGAACGACUCUACGACUACUUGAAGAUGCACAGCGUUUUAUUGAUUGAUGUUCGAAAUCGACAAGACUUUGACGACGGCCAUAUAUAUGCUCAGUCCAUCAUCUGUAUUGAGCCAGCUGCACUCGAGCCCAACAUGUCUGCCGAACAGCUCGAAGAUGCGCUCAUCCUGUCGCCAGACGCAGAACAAACAAUGUUUUACAACCGUCACAAAUAUGAUAUUGUUGUCUACUACGAUCACAACACCUCUUCAGAAAGCUUCAUUCACCGCCCGACGACAGAAAGAGAAAGAUAUCUCAAGUACCUGUACGAUGCUCUCUACGAAUUCAACUCGGAGAAACCUCUACAGCGGCCGCCGAUCUUGCUGAUGGGUGGUAUCGAAGGAUGGGCCGAGUUGGUUGGUGAUCAAGCGCUGAAAAGAACAAACACUGUUGCACAACAAAAGUCCGGCCGCCCGAUCAGAAGAGUACCAGUGGCCAGCAAGGAGUCACGAUUAUACGUCCCCAAGAAACGACUACGAGACUAUAACCCGCUUGAUGCUGAAGAAGAGAGAAAAUGGCACGAAAGGGCUCGCGUGGAGAGCGUGGUCGUUGAACGAAAACCAUCUCUCGACGAAGGUGACGAGUCGUGGCAGGCUGAGAAUGGCACACCAUCAUAUCAGUCCAUCGAGGAGUUUGUCCGGCGAUUCCCAGAAGCUGGUUCUCUGGAGCAGCGAUAUGGUGUCCAAGAACAUCCUGCAUCUCUACUACCAGCACGACCACCACAAGUCCCAUCAUACCCAACACCUCCGCCAAAGUCAGCGAUGCCUUCAAUUCCAUCACGGCCGGUCCCUGCUGCAGCGCGUGUGUCGUAUAGCGGCGUCAGUGACCAUCGUAGCGUAUCUGCUCAGAGCACUGGCUCUACAUCUACAGAUCUCGCACCAUAUGUCCCUCCGAAGUACUUGCCCACUAAUUUACGACUACCACGAACUGGUCUUGUCAACUUUGGCGUCACUUGUUACAUGAAUGCCACGAUCCAAGCCCUAUCUGCAACUACCCCGCUCACGCUCUUCUUCCUUGACGACAGAUUUAAAACUCUGGUGCAACGAGACAACUGGAAAGGCAGCAAAGGCGUGUUGCCCGAGCUGUAUGCGAACCUGGUUAGAAGUAUCUGGAAAGGAGAUGUUGAAGCUAUUCGUCCAAGCACACUCCGAUCAUUCUGUGCUCGUCUUAAUAGCGAGUGGGGUAUUGAUCGUCAGCAAGAUGCAAAAGAGUUCUUCGAUUUCUUAGUGGACUGUCUACAUGAAGAUCUGAACAAGAACUGGGCGAAAACACCACUCAAAGCCCUGACGGCGGACCAAGAAGCCACACGCGAGAAGAUGCCCAAGCCGAUAGUCUGUCGAACAGAAUGGGGCAGAUAUACCCAUCGCGAGCAAUCUUAUCUCACACAGCUCUUUGGUGGUCAGCAUGCCUCUCGCCUACGAUGCACGACUUGUCACUUCACGUCCACAACAUACGAAGCAUUCUACAGCAUAUCGGUUGAAAUUCCACGUUCUGGUGCUUCCAGCAUUCAAGACUGUCUGAGGUCGUAUUGCGCAGAAGAAAGACUAUCUGGUGAUGAAGUUUGGAAAUGUCCACGUUGCAACCGCGAGCGCGAGGCCACAAAACAAAUCACCAUCACUCGGGCUCCACAAUUCCUUGUCGUUCAUUUCAAACGCUUCAGCGCUGGUCGAGGCGAGUCGGCACGGAAAGUCCGUACACCCAUUGACUUCCCGCUCAAGAACUUGGACAUGUCGCCAUAUAUGCUGCCAUCGCCGAGUGAACAAGAUGUUCAACUCAUUACAAAGCAGUACGGUGCUGAUGCGCUGAAGCCUGAUUCUACUAUGCAACCGCCAUAUCUUUACGAUGCAUACGCCGUCAUGAGACACAUCGGCACGACUCUCACAUCUGGCCACUAUACAUGUCUUGCCAAAGAUAGAGCGAGGAAUUGCUGGAGACAAUUCAACGAUACUUGGGUGGGUGACUUUGACCCUGAGAGGUUAAGCGAGCGCGAUCGUCUGCAGAACGAGAUGGCAUAUAUAGUGUUUUACGAGCGAAAUUCGGGAAAUUGA
Aureobasidium melanogenum CBS 110374 is the source of this 3126-nucleotide messenger RNA. Its product is annotated as cysteine proteinase. Gene Ontology annotation, cellular component: cytoplasm. NCBI's taxonomy places the organism in Eukaryota, Fungi, Ascomycota, Dothideomycetes, Dothideales, Saccotheciaceae. The transcript has a single exon. The record is from RefSeq and is a predicted model, not a curated record. The coding region runs from base 1 to 3126 and encodes 1041 amino acids. Gene Ontology annotation, biological process: protein deubiquitination. Gene Ontology annotation, molecular function: cysteine-type deubiquitinase activity.